AUGGCAUAUUUAAAAAAAUUGUUCCUUAUUCUGUUUUGUAUGUAUGUACCUAAAAAGGCGAAUAAGUAUGUAAAAAAUAUAUCUCUAGCUGAAAAGCAACAGAAAGAAGAGACAAGUCCAAGUGAACAACGACCUGCUUAUAAUUUAAUUGAUCUUCUAGAGGAAUUAGAUAUUUUGUCUAUAUCGAAUAAAGAUGAAGUAGAAAAACGAAGAAAGGAAACAACUCAAGAGACGCGGUUGUUAGGAAAUAUUGAUUUAGGAUAUGGAAAAUUAGGAGAGGGAAUAAAGCAUGAAAAUUUACAGGAAGAAUUAGGAAACAGAUUAUUUGGUAAUGAACAACCAGGAUAUGGAAAAAUGGAAUAUGAAGUAUUAAGUGAUGAUAACAUAGUGUAUGAAAAUAUACAACAUGAUUUAUUAAAAACAAUAGAAGAUGAUGAAGAAAUGUUAAAAGGAACUGAAAGGAAGGAUAAUAUAGAUAUACUGAGGACUCCUGGAAGGGGAGAAUAUAAUAUGUGGUCUACUUCUGGACUAGGGUUCUAUGAAUUAUAUGAUGGUUCAAGAUUAGGAAGACCUGAAUUAUUAGGACGCCAUUUAUGGGGAAAUUAUGAUUUAUUCGGAGGUGGUCAAGCAAAAUGUGAAGAAGAAAAAGAAUUAAUGGGAGCAGCUGGAGGAAGAUAUGUCGAAGAAGAGGUAGAGGGAGCAGUUGGAGGAAGAAAUGUGGAUGAAGAGGUAGAGGGAGCAGUUGGAGGAAGAAAUGUGGAUGAAGAGGUAGAGGGAGCAGUUGGAGGAAGAAAUGUGGAAGAAUACGAAGGAACAUAUAAAGAUGAAAAAUAUAAAUAUUCACAAUAUCGUGGUGAUAGUCAUAAAGGGAAAUAUGUAGAGAAACGGGAUAAUACAUCUUUUAUGCCGCGUUUGAGAACAUGGAGACCUAGAGAUAGAGGAGAAGGACAGUCAACUGAGAAUGUAAUAUAUAUUUCGGAUUCAUCUAAAGGUGCUAUACCAAAACAACAUAGAAGUGUAAAAUAUAAUAAAAAAGAUCAAGAAGAUAUUCCAGGAGACUUAGGAGAAGAAUAUGAAGAAGAUGAUGAAGAGGAAGAAGAACAAAAAAAGAAAGCUCAAAAGAAUAGAGAUUUAGGAAAAAAAAACAUAUAUAAAUAUGAAGAAAGUUUAUCUUAUAUUAUUGAUGAUAAAUCAAUAUAUAUAAGCAACGAUGAUAUAGAUGAAUUUAGAAAUGUAAUUAUAACAAGUAAAGAUAUUAAUCAAAAAUUUGAUUUUACAUUAAUUGAGAAUUAUUUAGGUUUAGGUAUAAGUACAAAAGAGGAUGUUGAAAAGAUGAAUGUUAAAUAUCCUUUAUAUAGAGGUGAAAAAAUUAAUUUUAAAAAUCUUCGCAAUCCUUUUCGAAUUGAACAUCCAUAUUUAAAAGAAAUGGAAAGUUUAUAUGUAUCUGAAAUGUUAUUUUAUGAUGAUUAUUUAGCUUUGGAUUUAUUUAGUUUUUUAAGUGAACAGGUUGUUGGGAAUUUAACAUUACAAAAAAUUCUUAUAAUAUUUAAGAAUGAAGGGAUUAAAUAUUUACAUUUUAGCGAGGAUACUCUGAAAUAUGUUAAUUUUAAUUAUCCUGAUUUUAACUUAUAUAAAUGUAUGAAUUUAUAUAAGAAAAAUUAUGUUGAUAGGGAUGAGAAAGAUAUCUGUGAUUUUUCAAAUGAAGAUUUUCCGUUAAUAAAAGAAAAUAACAAGAGAAUCAGGGCAAUUUUAUUAGAUUUGAAAAGAAGAAGUCUUAUUCGAAAUAUGACAAAAGGUGAAAAACAAUUACUCAAAAGCAUAAUAUUUGAACAGAAAAAAACAUAUUCUUUAAUAAGAAAAAUAUUAAGUAAUUUUACAUUAAUAAUAAAUAAAAUUCGUAGGGAUUAUAGUAAUAUACUUUCUAAUAUAUCUUCUAAUGGUACGUUAUUACCUAGAGAUGGAUUUUUAUUACAAAGUGCAUAUUAUAUCUUAAACUAUUGUCUUUCUAUUGUAAAACCAUUUUAUGAUAAAAUACAAAAGAAUGAACAAUAUAAUUAUAAUGAAAUAGCACGCUUAUCUGGAAUGAUAAACAGUUUAAUAAAUGUUUUAGAGUUCAUUGAACACAAUAGUGCGUUGUAUAAUGAUUUACUUAAUCGCUGUAAAUGUUUACAAAGUUUUUAUCCUCGAGUAGAUUCUGAAGAAGGUUUGGUAAAAUUUUACCGUUAUGUAAUAGCGAAAAUUGAAGUAAUGGCUCUCGUUUACGAUAUCCAUAUUAUAUUAUCAAAAAUGAAUAAAUGUGAAAUGCUAGUAAAAGAAUAUGAAAGGUAUAAAUUUCCUUCAUAUCACAGAUUAUUAGUAAACAACGAAAUUCUAUUAAAUGAUGCUGAAAGGAUAUUAUUUGAAAACAAUUAA
Plasmodium falciparum 3D7 is the source of this 2412-nucleotide messenger RNA. Its product is annotated as KELT protein. NCBI's taxonomy places the organism in Eukaryota, Apicomplexa, Aconoidasida, Haemosporida, Plasmodiidae. Bases 1 to 2412 code for a protein of 803 amino acids. The transcript has a single exon. The record is from RefSeq and is a predicted model, not a curated record.